AUCUAGCUUCCUUCAAACCUCUUUGAUACCCCCAAGCUAGUCGAGAGUCAUUGUGAACCCCUUGCAGAGCCUUUACCAAUCAAAACGUUUGUCAAAGUUUUCCAAUAUGGCGCCUUAGCAACGAGAAAGUCAUCCUUCUUCGUGCUGUAAGAUAUAAACGGGCCACCUACUAGUCAAGUUGACAAAUUCGGUACCCGGCAAAGGGGUCUAAGCUCACAUCUUGUUAAAUUCGAAAUGUAUGAAAGGUUAUAUUAGCGGUGUCAAGCCAAAAUAAGUUUGUAAACAUGGCGCCCUAGCAACCGAAGGCUUGUUGUGGAGCCUUGUCACAAAUUUAUUACACUAUAUUCAUCCGCGAUCACAAACGUUAAGAAUUCAUCAAAAUAGAAAUUAGGGACAAAAUAAAACACUACAAAGCUAUGAUAUUGCUAUGACAUAUUAUAACUCGGGUUCUAAAUAGAAUAUUUUGAUGUUUUUCCCCAAGCCGGUUGGACUAUUUUCAGUAACCGCAGCACUUCUAUUUUCAACUCAAUUAAAAGAUUGCGCGGGUCGAAUGAGUCGAAGAUUUGCGCGACGGAGAAGAUGGACUUGUAUUUAACGCUGUAAAUAUCAAUAUUUUGGACCGAACAUGGCUCUAGACGACGUGCGGUUGGAAUGGAUGCGAAACAAAGUCUACUCAGGUCUCGGCAUCGAAGAUACGGAGAUUUUUGAGGAACUCUUGAACCGAGAAGAUGGCGAGUACGAACGGAAGAUUCUGAAGUUUUUGAACGAAAGUCCUGAGAGUGGAUCCCCAACUGCUAUCCUGUUCUACUGUCAGACUCAGGAAGAAGAAGAAGAGGUUGAAGUAGAAUGUGAACCUGAGGUGCCAGACAUCCCGGUAGAUGACGGGGCGGCCGGCAGUGAUGAUGACAAGAGGAGCGGGGACGGAGACGGAGAGGGGGAGGGGGAGGGGGGUGGCAGUCGGGCAGAGGGGGAUGCAGGGGCAGACCCAGGGGCCACUACACCUGCAGCACAACCUGCAGAAGGUGACACAGAGCAGCCAGCAGCAGCGGAAGGUACCACUGCUGCAGAGGGGGAGGAGGCUGGUGGUGAGGAGGGACAGGAAGGGGCAUCAUCAGCCACGCCCGAGGUGGAGAUGCCCAAGUCGAGACAGACUAAAAUCAUUAUCCAGACCGUGAUGCGGUCGUACCUGUUUGUGUGCAUGGACCACCUCCCAGAGGAGCUAGCAGACCAGGACUGCGUGUUCUUUCUGCGGAACGCGCUCGGCACCGUGGACUGUCCAAACGACAUUGAGGAGGCGAAUGAGACCCUCCCCAAACAGUUUGAGUUCGGGAUCCUGAACGGACACUCACUGGUCAUGCUGGAACACAUUAUCAGCCAGGUCUACACUCCCCUCCUGUCCUAUAACACCCACAGAAAUGGCGGACCCCAGGCGAGCGGUUCGUCCGUGCCCCCGUCCCGCGGCGCUGCCACACCGCGGGCCCCACCAGAGGACCACGGCGAGGAGGAAGGGGAGUUCAACAUUAAGGAGUCCCAGACACGAGCUCUGCUGAGGGACGAGUUCCUCAUCAACAUGCAGAAAUUCACAGGUCACAUCAGCCGCACGAUUGGUCAGAUCGAGGGCGAGGUUCGCCUGGAGAUUCCCGAGCUGAACCUGGAAGGGUCAGAGGUCGACCUGGCGAAGGAUUCCGCUCUCGUGGAAGAGAUAGAAAACGCGACGUCAAGUUGGGAGCGACAGAUCCACCAGGCACUGGAGCACCAGCAGAAGAAACAACCGCAGGGGAACGGUCCGCUGGCCGAGAUCGACUUCUGGCGGGAGCGUAACGCCGCGCUCAGUGCGCUGCACGAACAGCUCAAGAUUCCUGUGGUCAAAAAGAUGUUGACCAUCCUGACCAAGGCAGACAGCCCCUUUGUCCAGUCGUUCGAGUCAGAGAGAGCCGACCUCACCAAGUUCUAUGUGGAGGCGAAAGACAACGUCAGGUUCCUCUCAACACUGGAGAGACACUUCAAGAAUCUGACCCAUGGAACGGGGUUCAAUGUCGUGCUGGACACCAUCCCUUCCCUGAUGAACGCCCUGCGGAUGGUGUGGAUCAUCUCACGACACUACAACCGCGACGAGAGGAUGGUGCCUCUCAUGGAGCGCAUUGCCUGGGAGCUGGCCGAGCGUGUGGCCAGGGUCAUCAACAUCAGAACCAUCUUCAAAGAGAAGACAGAGCAGGUGAAGAGUAGAACCUCGGAGGCUAAGAAGACUCUCGAGCUGUGGAAGGAGUGUUACUUCGACGUGCGAGCGAAGAUCGAGGCCUCGGGAAGGGACUCCAGAUGGGAGUUUGAUCGCAAGAAGCUGUUUGAGAGAACAGACUACAUGGCCUCCAUAUGUCAGGACAUAUAUGACAUUGCACAGGUUCUUGAGGAGUUCUACAACAUCUUCGGCCCUGAGCUGAAGGCUGUGACGGGAGAUCCCAAGAGGAUCGAAGACGUGCUGAAGAGAGUGGAUGGGCUGGUGGAGCCUGUGGAGGAGGUGAGUUUCGACCCGUUCGGGCUGCGUCACCAGAACCAGUGGAAGGCUGUGAUGGACUGGUUCAACCGCGAGGUGCUCGCCAUCGAGGGCGAGGCCAAGCACUUCAUCGACGAGUCCUUCAAGACGCUGAGGUCGGCCGAGGGCGCGUUCGACCUGCUGCUGAAGUUCAAGCACAUCCGCACACGCGACGCCAUCAACUCACAGCUCAUGAGGAAGUUCAAUGACAUCCUGCUGCAGUUCGGGAAGGAGGUGGACACGAUGAACUCCAUCUACCAGCAGUACAAGGACGACCCGCCGCUCUCCAAGAACCAGCCUCCCGUUGCCGGGGCGAUCAUGUGGGAGCGCUCGCUCUUCCACCGCAUGAAGCACGUCAUUAUCCGCUUCCAGGUGCUGGAUGAGAUGCUGUCUACUGACCAGGGCAAGCAGGCCCGGAUGCGGUACCUGACGGUUGCUAAGGAGAUGAAGGUGUUUGAGGAUGAGAAGUAUGCGGCGUGGCGGGAGCAGGUGGAACAGGUGUUACCAGGUUUCCUGAAGAGGAACCUGCUGGCCAAGCCCCAGCAGACAGAGGAGGAGGGACAGGGCAAGGAGGAGGCACCCGCAGCUGGUGAAGAAUCCAAGAAGGUGAAGUAUGUGGUAGACUUUGCCCCUGAGCUGUCUGAGAUCAUCACAGAGACUAAGUACAUGGAACAGCUGGGCUUUCCUAUCCCUGAGACAGCCAGGAACGUAGCACUGCAGGAGGAUAAGUACAUCCGGUAUGUGGACGGACUGCGUCACAUGCUGAACAGGUACCACUCACUACUGGGCUCACUGGACGAAGCUGAGACCCAGUUACUGGAUGAACACAUUCGUGAGCUGAGGAGAGUCCUGCGACCAGGCUACAAGCGGCUGAACUGGAACUCUCUCGGCAUCAACGACUACGUCUCCAGAGUACAGCAGGCCAUGGGCAAGUUUGAGUCGUUAGUGAACCAGAUCCAGAAGAAUGCGCGGGACAUCAACGCUCGCCUGGCCAUGGUGGAGAACUCUAACCUGUUCAAGAUUCCUCCUCCCAAGGCUGGGGAGACACUACCAGGGGCUAAGGAAUUCUUUGAGUACAUUGAGCGGGAGAGGUCCAAAGACUAUGAGCUUCUUGCGAGGAAGUACCGUGCCAUCGGUCCUCUCCUCACCAAGAUGGAGGGCCUGGUGGUGCACACCAACACGGGGAAGUCCCCCAAACUGCACUCCUACUACAACUACUGGGAGAGAAGAGUAUACAACUCUCUCACAGCGCUUGUGAAGAGAAACCUGUCGUGGUUCUGUCGCGCCAUCACGUCCCCCAAGCCGCUCUUCCAGAUCGACGCCAUGCUGUCGGCGCCGGAGAUCGUCCUCACGCCAAACCCCAACGAGAUCUACAAGCUAUGCAUGAACUGUGUCAGAGAUGCUGUGGAAGGUUCGAAGCUGUUUGUGCGCUGGAUGCAUGGCACCUGUAUCGAGACCCCUCCUCAGCACGCAGAGGGGGAGGAUGAACCAAUCGUGUUCAGCUUCUUCACGGACAUCGCGGCAGACUCCGGGGUCAUCGACCUGGUUGUGACGGCUUCCCAGAACGUCCAGAAGACGCUGAUGGCGCUGAACAAGUACCUGAGUAGGUGGAAGAGAUACAGGCCGCUCUGGAAACUGGACAAGGGCAUCAUGAUGGAGAAGUUUGCUGCUAAGAAGCCGUCCUGUGUGGCCUACGACGAGAAGCUUCAGUUUUACACCAAGAUUGCACACGAGGUAUCUGAGCAGCCCCUGGUGAAAGAUGAGGACUGUAUCCGGCUGCAGCUGACUCCGCUGGCCUCCACGGUACAGGACCACGCCAAGGCUUGGGUCAGCUCGCUCGGAAAACUCCUCAACGACUCCGCCAAGGAAGAGCUCUUCACUCUCAAGACGGAACUGGAGGGCCAGACCUCUGACUUGAAGAAGGUGCCGGACACCUUGGAGGAUCUGAAGUUUGUUCUCGGCGUGAUCGCCAACAUCAAGGACAUCUCACUUGACGUGGAGAUGAGAUUUGUUGACCUACAGGAGAGAUAUCGCACAUUGGGCAUGUACAAAAUAGAGGUGACAGAAGAGGAGACGGAUCUGGUGAAAGACAUGCCCCAGAUCUGGGGAGACCUGUUCCUGGACUCCAAACGUGUGGACGCACGCCUUGCACCUGUCAAGAAGAAGUUCACCGAGAUCACCUUGCAACAGAUUCAGGAGUACGACAAGGACCUGAACAACUUUGGGGAGAAGUUCCACGCUGAGGGACCGGGAGCCGUGGGGGCAGACUUAGACAAAGGAGUUGAGAUUCUGGAACAGUAUCAGAAGGAGCUAGCGAAGUACGAGAGAGAGAGACAGGAGCUGGCGAACGCUGAGCGUCUGUUUGACCUGCCCAUCACCAUGUACCCACUGCUACAGCAGGUGCAGAAGGAGAUGAAGGGGCUGGAGAUGAUCUACACUCUAUACAAGCAACAGAAGGCCGCCCGUGAGGAGUGGUCCCAGACCCUCUGGGCCAACCUGAACGUGAACCAGCUAGUGGAGGGUAUUGAAGGGUUUAUCAAGCAGCUGAAGAGGAUGCCGAAGGAUGUGAAGAGCCUCCCCUGCGCCCAUCACCUGGAUGCCAAGAUGAGGGAGUUCCAGGCCUCCAUCCCGCUCUUCGUGGAUCUCAAGCACGAGGCACUGCGAGAACGCCAUUGGAAGGAGCUGAUGGAGAAAACGGGGAAGUCGUUUGACAUGAACCCCGAAACAUUCACUCUGGAGAACCUGUUUGCCAUGGACCUGCACAACUACGCAGAAACCAUCGCUGAUAUCGUCACCUCCGCAUCCAAGGAACUCAGUAUUGAGAAGGGCAUCAAGGAAGUAGAGGAGACGUGGGCCAGUAUGAAGUUUAUGGUGCACAAAUACAUCAAAGGCACCUCCGACCGUGGGUUCAUCCUGGGCUCCGUUGACGACGUCAUGCAGAUUCUGGACGACAAUGCCAUGAACCUACAGAGCAUGUCAGCCUCGCGGUUCGUGGGACCUUUCCUGCAGACUGUACAGAACUGGGAGAAGGGGCUGUCUCUUAUCGCUGAGGUGGUGGAGGUGUGGAUGGUUGUGCAAAGGAAGUGGAUGUACCUGGAGAGCAUCUUCCUGGCAGGAGACAUCCGCUCACAGCUGCCCGAGGAGGCCAAGAAGUUUGAUGCCAUCGACAAGAUGUUCAAGAAGAUCAUGAACGAAACCGCCAAGUCUCCCAUCAUCAAGACCACGUGCCACGCGCCCAACCGGCUCUCGGACCUGCAGAACCUGAGCGAGGGGCUGGAGAAGUGCCAGAAGAGUCUCAACGACUACCUCGACUCCAAACGGAACGCCUUCCCAAGAUUCUUCUUCAUCUCCGACGAGGAACUGCUCAGCAUUCUGGGUAGCUCGGACCCCAACUGUGUCCAGGAGCACAUGAUCAAGAUGUAUGACAACAUCUCAGCGCUGAAGUUCAACGAGGGCUCGAACGGCGAGACCCUGGCGACGGCCAUGAUCUCUGCGGAGGGGGAGGUGAUGGAGUUCCGGAGUAACGUGGCGGCCGAGGGUCGCGUGGAGGAUUGGAUGACGGCAGUACUCCAAGAGAUGAGGUCCACCAACCGCCUCAUCACCAAGGAGGCCAUCUUCAAGUACUGCGAGGAUGGCAUGCCCAGGGUUGAAUGGAUGACCCUGUACCAAGGCAUGGUAGUCCUUGCAGGGAAUCAGGUCUGGUGGACAUGGGAGGUCGAGGACACCUUCGCUGCUGACAGGACUCUUUAUGAUGCUUGUGUCAAUGGGAAAAGUUCUCAAAGGCACCACCAAACCGUCACCGGACAAAUGUUGAAUUCAACUGACCCUGUCUAGGUUCAAAAUCUAAAAUCUAGAGCAUCUUUAGUGAAGCUGACUCACUACAACAUGAUUAAUGCCGUAUAUUCCAGUAUCAUGGACAUCCGGGAGUUUGAGUGGGAGAGCCAGCUGAGGUUCUACUGGGAUCGGCCCCUCGACGAACUGAUGGUCAAACAGUGUACCGGCUCCUUUGGGUAUGGCUACGAGUACAUGGGUCUGAACGGGAGGUUGGUCAUCACCCCACUGACCGACAGAAUCUACCUAACCCUUACACAGGCCCUGUCGAUGUACCUGGGGGGUGCUCCGGCUGGCCCUGCUGGUACUGGCAAGACAGAAACCACCAAGGAUCUGGCCAAGGCCCUGGGUCUGCUGUGUGUGGUCACCAACUGUGGUGAGGGCAUGGACUUCAAGGCGGUGGGUAAGAUCUUCUCGGGCCUGGCGCAGUGCGGCGCGUGGGGCUGCUUUGACGAGUUCAACCGUAUCGACGUGUCGGUGCUGUCCGUCAUCUCCUCACAGAUCAAGACCAUCCAGAACGCCCUCAUUCACAAACUCAAGCGCUUCCAGUUUGAAGGGAGCGAGAUUGCAAUGGAUGACCGCAUGGGUAUUUUCAUCACGAUGAACCCCGGGUACGCUGGGCGUACGGAGCUGCCAGAGAGCGUGAAGGCGCUGUUCCGGCCCGUGGUGGUGAUUGUUCCCGACCUGCAGCAGAUCUGCGAGAUCAUGCUGUUCUCUGAGGGGUUCCUGCUGGCUAAGGUCCUUGCCAAGAAGAUGACGGUGUUGUAUAAGCUAGCCAAAGAGCAGCUGUCCAAGCAGCACCACUAUGACUUCGGCCUGCGAGCGCUCAAGUCUGUGCUGGUGAUGGCAGGGGAGCUCAAGAGAGGGUCACCUGACCUGGACGAGGACGUCGUGCUGAUGCGAGCCCUGCGUGACAUGAACCUGCCUAAGUUCGUGUUUGAGGACGUUCCCCUGUUCCUGGGGCUGAUCGGCGACCUGUUCCCCGGGCUGGACUGUCCGCGUGUCCGCUACCCGAGCUUCAACGAUGCCGUGGAACAAUCGCUGGAAGAUAACGGCUAUGUCCUGCUUCCAGAACAGGCUGACAAGGUAGUGCAGAUGUACGAGACCAUGCUCACCAGACACACCACCAUGAUUGUGGGGCCCACGGGAGGGGGCAAAUCUGUUGUCAUCAACACACUCGCUCAGGCACAAACCAGACUUGGGCUGAACACCAAGCUGUACGUGAUGAACCCCAAAGCCUGUACGGUAAUCGAGCUGUACGGAAUCCUGGAUCCCAUCACCCGAGACUGGACUGACGGGAUGCUGUCCAACAUCUUCAGGGAGAUCAACAAGCCUCUGCAGGGUGAGAAGCAGGAGCGGCGGUACAUCCUGUACGACGGUGAUGUCGACGCCCUCUGGGUGGAGAACAUGAACUCUGUCAUGGACGACAACAAGCUGCUGACUCUCGCCAACGGUGAACGUAUCCGCCUGCAGAAGCACUGCGCCAUGUUGUUUGAGGUAGGAGACCUGCAGUACGCCUCCCCGGCUACCGUGUCCCGUUGCGGUAUGGUCUACGUCGACCCAAAGAACCUCGGCUACCAGCCCUUCUGGGAGAAGUGGGCGAACGGCAGGCCCAACAAGGCGGAGAGGGACGACCUGAACAGGCUGUUUGAGAAGUACGUCCCGCCCGCGAUCGACAUGGUGAUUGAAGGCAUCGUGGACGGAAGGCAGGGAGAGAGACUGAAGUGCAUCGUGCCCCUCACCAACCUCAACCUGGUGGUUCAACUGUCCAACAUGCUGAAUGCCAUCCUAGUCAAGGAGGUGUCUGACUCUAUGAUACUGGAGGCGUACUUCCUGCAGUGCCUGUACUGGUCAAUUGGAGGUGCUCUUCUGGAGGAUGGCCGUGUCAAAUUUGACCAGCUCAUCAAGGGCCUGUCCCAGAUGACUACGGUGACUGAUGAGCCUGGGAAAUAUGCUGGCAUUGGAGAAAUACCUGGUGCCCAGCCCACCCUGUAUGAGUACUUCUUCGAUGAUGUGCAGAACCGCUGGAUCCCGUGGGGCGAGCUGGUGCCAAAGUACGUCCACGACCCCGAGAAGAAGUUCAACGAAAUCCUCGUCCCGACGGUCGACACCGUACGCAGCACCUGGCUUGUGCAGCUCAUGGUUAACAUCAAGAGGCCUGUUGUCCUGGUGGGAGAAACAGGAACAUCGAAGACAGCCACGAUCCAAGACUUCCUUCGCAGCGUGGACAAGGAGACCCAUCUCCUCCUGACCAUGAACUUCUCGUCGAGAACCACCUCGAUGGACGUGCAGCGUAACCUUGAGGCUAACGUGGAGAAACGCACCAAGGACACUUACGGGCCGCCGCCCGGGAAGAGACUCCUCUGCUUCAUAGACGACAUGAACAUGCCACAGGUGGACACCUACGGGACCCAGCAGCCCAUCGCUCUCCUGAAGCUACUCCUGGAGCGCGGCGGAAUGUACGACAGAGGAAAAGAGCUCAACUACAAGAUUCUGAAGGACCUGGGCUACCUGGCCGCCAUGGGCAAGGCUGGGGGAGGUCGUAACGAGGUCGACCCUCGCUUUGUGUCGCUUUUCACCGUCUUCAACAUGACGUUCCCUUCAGACGAGUCACUGCACCACAUCUACUCAUCCAUCCUGCAAGGUCAUCUUAAGCCGUUCAGUGAUGAGAUUCGCGGGCUGGCCAACGGGCUGACCUCAGCGACCUUGACUCUGUACCAGAACAUUGUGCGUGACCUUCCGCCGACCCCGUCUAAGUUCCACUACAUCUUCAACCUGCGUGACCUGUCCCGGACGUACCAGGGCCUCUGCCUCACCACCCCAGACAGGUUCCAGACUGCUCCCCAGUUUAUUCGCUGUUGGAGGAACGAAACCACCAGAGUCUUCAAUGACAGGCUCAUUAACGAUACAGACAAGGACCUAGUUGUGGGCAUCAUGAAGGGUAUCCUGGAGGAGAACUACCGGCAGCACAUCGAGGCCGUCCAGAGGGAACCCUGCCUGUUCGGCGACUUCCGCACGGCUCUGGAGGAGUCAGAACCUCGGGUGUACGAGGACAUUCAGGACUAUGACGCAGCUAAGGCCUUGUUCCAGGAAAUCCUGGAGGAGUACAAUGAUAACUACACGCCCAUGAACUUGGUGCUGUUCGACGACGCCCUGGAGCAUCUCACCCGCAUCCACCGCGUCAUCAGAAUGGACCAGGGUCACGCCUUGCUUGUUGGCAUAGGAGGAUCAGGCAAGCAGAGCCUGACCAAACUCGCCUCCUUCACCGCCGGAUGCGACAUCUUCGAGAUCACGCUGAGCCGAGGCUACGAGGAGUCUAACUUCCGCGAUGACCUGAAGAUCCUGUACGGGAAGCUCGGGGUGGAGAAUAAGAAGACUGUGUUCCUGUUCACAGAUGCUCACGUGGCACAAGAAGGUUUCCUGGAGCUGAUUAACAAUAUGCUGACAUCAGGCAUGGUCCCUGCUCUGUACCCUGACGAUGAGAAGGACGCCAUCAUUCAGAGUAUGAGAGACGAGGCAGGCAAGGCUGGUUCGGGCCCCGCCAGGGAGGCGAUCUGGCAGUACUUCGUCACCAAGUGUUCCAACAACCUGCACAUCGUACUUGCCAUGUCCCCCACAGGCGACACUCUUCGUACGCGCUGCCGGAACUUCCCCGGACUGGUGAACAACACGACCAUCGACUGGUUCAUGCCGUGGCCUGAACAGGCUCUGUACGCCGUUGCCAACGUGUUUGUGGGAGAAAACCAGAUGGUACCAGACCAGCACCAGGAACAGGUGGUGAGCCAUCUGGUGUACGUGCACCAGUCAGUGGUGGACUACAGCCGCCUCUUCCAGCAGAAGCUGCGCCGCAUCAACUAUGUUACCCCGAAAAACUACCUGGACUUCAUCACCUCAUACACAAAGCUGCUGCAGGAGAAGGACCAGUACAUCCUCUCACAGUGCAAACGUCUGGAAGGAGGUAUGGCCAAGCUUGCGGAGGCCAGUGUGCAACUGAAUGAGCUAAACGAGAAGCUAGCCGUGCAGAAGGUGGCCGUGACGGAGAAAACUGCUGCCUGCGAGGCCCUUCUGGAAGAGAUCUCGUCCAGUUCAACUGAGGCUACAGAGAAGAAGAAGUUUGCUGAGGCCACUGCAAUACAGCUGGACGAUGCUGAGGAGUCCCUUGCUGAAGCCAUGCCUGCCCUAGAGGCCGCACGUCUCGCCCUACAGGACCUGGACAAGUCUGACGUCACAGAAAUCAGGUCCUUUGCGAAGCCUCCCAAGGCGGUGCAGACGGUGUGUGAGUGCAUCGUGGUGAUGCGGGGGAUCAAGGAGGUGUCCUGGAAGUCAGCCAAGGGGAUGAUGUCAGAGCCCAACUUCCUCAAGUCUCUCAUGGAGAUGGAUGUGGACGCCAUCACACAGGGACAGACCAAGACUGUCAAAGGCUUUGUGAAGAGCAUGGCUGUGUCUAUUGAAGAGAUGUCUGCCAUCAGUAGGGCCGGGGCCGGCAUGCUGAAGUUUGUCGAGGCUGUCAUGGGGUACUGCGAUGUAGCCAGGGAGAUCAAGCCUAAGAGAGAAAAGGUGGCGCGUCUGGAGAGGAACUACCACCAGUCGAAGCGCGAGCUUGAGAAGAUCCAGAAGGAGGUGCAGGGUCUGGAGGACACGCUGGCCAAGCUGAGUCAGAAGUACGAGGACGCCAUGCGGGAGAAGAGGGAACUGCAGGAGGAGGCUGAGAUCAUGGAGCGUCGACUCAUCGCUGCAGACAAACUCAUCUCUGGGUUGGGAUCUGAAAAUGUCAGAUGGAGGCGCGACCUGGAAGACCUUAAGGAACAGCGCGUGCGUCUCCUUGGCGACUGCCUCCUCGCCUCGGCCUUCCUGAGCUACCUGGGUGCCUUCAGCUGGGACUUCCGGCAGGACCUUCUGUUUAAGGAGUGGGAGACAGACGUGGUCAACAAGGCCAUCCCGCUGUCUCAGCCCUUCAAACUGGACGUGCUGCUCACUAACGACGUGGAAGUCAGCAAGUGGACCUCAGAGGGCCUGCCCCCAGACGAGCUCUCCAUCCAGAACGGCAUCCUCACCACCAACGCCUCCCGCUUCCCACUCUGCAUCGAUCCUCAGCAGCAGGCACUCAGCUGGAUCAAGAAGAAGGAGGAGAAGAACAACCUCAAGGUGUCUUCCUUCAACGACCCAGACUUCCUGAAGCAGCUGGAGCUGGCCAUCAAGUACGGCUUCCCCUUCCUCUUCAAGGAUGUGGACGAGUACAUCGACCCUGUCAUCGACAACGUGCUGGAGAAAAACAUCAAAGGUGCCCAGGGCCGCCAGUUCAUUGUGCUAGGAGACAAGGAGGUGGAUUAUGAUCCCAGUUUCCGGCUCUACCUCAACACCAAACUGUCCAACCCCAAGUACAGCCCCGCUGUGUUUGGCAAGGCCAUGGUCAUCAACUACACUGUCACCCUCAAGGGUCUAGAGGACCAACUGCUGAGUGUGAUUGUUGGGUUUGAGCGGAAGGAACUGGAGGAACAGAGAGAAAGGCUGAUCCAGGAAACAAGUGACAACAAGCGCCUGCUGAAGGACCUGGAGGACUCUCUACUGCGUGAACUGGCCACCUCCACAGGAAACAUGCUGGAUAAUGUGGAGCUGGUCCAGACUCUGGAGGAGACCAAGAGCAAGGCUUCGGAGGUGACAGAGAAACUGAAGCUUGCCGAGAAGACCUCCAUCGACAUCAACAAACUCCGUGACGGCUACCGUCCUGCAGCCCGGCGCGGCGCCAUCCUCUACUUUGUGCUGUCAGAGAUGGCGAUCAUCAACACCAUGUACCAGUACUCCCUGGCCUCGUACCUGGAGGUGUUCGACUUCUCCCUGAGGAAGAGCCUGCCCGACUCCAUCCUGGUGAAGAGGCUGAAGAACAUCAUGGACACGCUGACUCAUAAUGUGUACAACUAUGGUUGUACUGGUCUGUUUGAGAAGCACAAGCUGCUCUUCUCCUUCCAGAUCUGCAUCAAACUGCAGCAGAACGAGGAUCGCUGCCCCCAGGAGGAGCUCGACUUCUUCAUCAAGGGUAACCUGUCUCUGGAGAAGAGCAAGCGGAGGCGCCCGUUUGACUGGAUCCCUGAGCAGGGCUGGGAAGACAUCAUCCGCCUCACCGAGUCCUUCCAAGAUGCCUUCGGAUCGCUGGCCGAGGACAUCGAGCGCAACGAGAGACACUGGAAGGAGUGGUACGACCUGGAUGCCCCCGAAGCGGCGCCCUAUCCAAUGAAGUACAAGGACACCCUGACCGACUUCCAGCGCCUCAUGCUCCUUCGCUGCUUCCGCGUGGACCGUGUCUACCGUUCCGUCACCGACUUCGUAACGGACAAGAUGGGUGAGAAGUACGUCACGCCGCCCGUCGUGAGCUUCGAGGCGAUUUUCGAGCAGAGCACGCCGCUGUCGCCUAUCGUGUUCAUCCUCAGUCCGGGGUCCGAUCCCGCCGGCGACUUGUUCAAACUGGCGGAGAGAUCCGGAUUCGGCGGGAACCGUCUGAAGUACCUUGCCAUGGGACAGGGACAGGAAAAGGUUGCCCUCCAACUGCUGGAGACGUCCAUCGCGCGUGGCCACUGGCUGAUGCUUCAGAACUGCCACUUGUUGGUGCGCUGGCUGAAGGAUCUGGAGAAGGCUCUGGAGCGCAUCACCAAGCCUCACCCCGACUUCCGCCUCUGGCUCACCACAGACCCCACACCAGAGUUCCCCAUUGGCAUUCUGCAACGCUCGCUAAAGGUUGUGACAGAACCUCCCAAUGGCCUGAAGCUGAACCUGAGGAACACCUAUCACAAGAUCACCGCCACUGCACUGGGAGACUGUCCGCACGAGUACUUUCCCGCGCUGGUGUACGUGCUCGCGUUCUUCCACGCCGUGGUGCAGGAGCGCCGCAAGUACGGGAAGGUCGGGUGGAACAUCCCCUACGACUUCAACGAGUCAGACUUCCAGGUGUGCAUGUCCAUCCUACACACAUACCUGAGGAAGGCAUGUGAGCAGGGAGACCAGAAGGUGCCGUGGGCCAGUCUCAAGUAUCUCAUCGGGGAGGUGAUGUACGGCGGCAGAGCCAUCGACAACUUUGACCGGCGCAUCCUGUCCACCUACAUGGACGAGUACCUCGGGGACUUCAUCUUCGACACCUUCCAGCCCUUCCAUUUCUACGUCAACGAGGAGGUUGACUACAAGAUCCCUGAGCUGGGACCCAGAGACAACUAUGUGGAGGAGAUUGAGAAUCUUCCGCUGGCAAACACGCCCGAGGUGUUCGGCCUCCACACCAACGCUGAGAUCGGCUACUACACGCAGGCAGCCAAGGACAUGUGGACCAACAUGGUGGACCUGCAGCCGCAAACAGGUGGUUCGAGCACUGGCAUCAGUCGAGACGACUACAUCAGCAACAUUGCCAGCGACAUCCAGAAGAAGCUCCCGGCCAUCUUCGAGCUGGACAAGCUGAAGAAGAAGUACGGAGUGGAGAUCUCCCCGACCACCGUGGUGCUGCUACAGGAGCUGGAGCGCUUCAACAAGCUCAUCUCCGUCAUGGGGAAGACUCUCGCUGAGCUGCAGAGGGCACUGAAGGGUGAGGUUGGAAUGUCCAACGUGCUGGACGAGGUUUCGCGGUCGCUGUUUAACGGGCAGAUCCCGGCCGUGUGGAGGAAGCUCGCCCCCGACACCCUCAAGUCGCUCGGCAACUGGAUGAUGCACUUCCAGGGGAGGUUCGACCAGUACACCACAUGGGUGAACGAGGCAGAGCCUCCUGUGAUGUGGCUGUCCGGCCUCCACAUUCCCGAGUCGUACCUGACGGCUCUCGUUCAGGCCACCUGCCGUAAGAACGGCUGGCCGCUCGACCGCUCCACCCUCUACACCAACGUCACCAAGUUUGCCACUGCAGGGGACGUCACGGAGACCGCUCACCAAGGGUGCUUUGUGUCAGGGCUGUACCUGGAGGGCGCGGCGUGGGACAUGGAGAACAGCUGUCUGAUCCGCCAGCCGCCCAAGGUGCUGCUGCAACCCCUCCCCAUCCUCAAGGUCAUCCCCAUCGAGGCACACCGCCUGAAGCUGCAGAACACGUUCAAGACGCCGGUGUACACGACCUCGCAGCGCAGGAACGCCAUGGGGAUCGGGCUGGUGUUCGAGGCGGACUUGGCGACAUCCGAACACUCCUCCCACUGGGUGCUGCAGGGCGUCUGCCUCAUCCUCAACUCAGAUUAGAGUUUCCAUCCAAAUUUCUGGUUUCCUUCCAUCUCAACUGGACACAUCUGUUGUUGUUGCUUAAGUUGUUGAUUUAAAAUUUUUAAACAAAAAAGCAAAAUAUCGUCUUUGACCUGAUAAAAGUGUAUCAGAACACUCAUGCCAUUAUUCUUCUCAUUUUGAUAUUACAGUUGGCUGUUAUGUGUUAUUGAUUUAGCUUUGAGAAAAGUGACAAAUUUUCCACGUGUACAGAGGGCUUAUUCAAGUGACUGUUAACUUUGUUCAUAGAAGAUUGAGUUCCAGUUAUUACAUCGUUUGUGACUCAAGUAACAGAGUUUGAUGUACUUUGUUUUUGCAUGUAUUUUGCAGAAUAUAUGAAAACGUAUGGAGUCUUGCUUACUAAGAAUGCUGUUGUUGUAUUAUAGCUGUAUCCAUGAGCUUUUUAAGCAGAGUGCUUACGAUAUAAGAAUGAUAAUGCUGCUAAUAUUUGCUCACACAACAUGGGAUGAUGGUGGCUUUCGUCACAACCUCAUGUUAUACAAAUGUAUGUACCUACUCAAAAGACUAAGAUAAAACAGUCAACUAAUGUGCCUGAUUUUUAAGAGUUCAUGUUACACUUAGUAAAAGACACAUAGUGCCUUUUGCACAGCCAAGUAGUAAGAUUUACCUUCAUCACACUUCAUUUUGAUGUUACAGUAUUUAUUUUGAUGUUUUCACAAAACAAAGAUGUAUAGAUUUUCAGAAUCAUAUUCCAUAGAAAGGUGAAUGUUUAUAAGAAAGAUUGUGUUUGUGUAUAUUUGGCCACCUCACAGAAUGUCUAUAGAUCUUUGAAUUGAAAAUCUUCAAUGAACUAUUUUAGAUUGAACCUGGGGUGUAAGAUUAUAUUUUUCUAUGUGCCACAGAAUAAAUGUGCUGUUAUCAAUCAUUAUAUUUUACGUGAAUGUGUUUUUUUAUAUAGCCAUAAAGAUUAGAUACUGGGAUAUUCUAAAAUGAGACUAUAGCAAGUGGUCAUAUAUUAAAAUUAGUUUCAUAAGGUUGGUACGCAUAAGUCACUUGAUAACUAGAGUCUUUGUAUACAAUGAAGUAAAUAAUUAAAGACGGAUGCUUUGGUGA
Branchiostoma floridae (Florida lancelet) is the source of this 15646-nucleotide messenger RNA. Its product is annotated as dynein heavy chain 10, axonemal-like. Gene Ontology annotation, biological process: microtubule-based movement. NCBI's taxonomy places the organism in Eukaryota, Metazoa, Chordata, Leptocardii, Amphioxiformes, Branchiostomatidae. Gene Ontology annotation, molecular function: dynein light intermediate chain binding; minus-end-directed microtubule motor activity; dynein intermediate chain binding. The record is from RefSeq and is a predicted model, not a curated record. Gene Ontology annotation, cellular component: axoneme; dynein complex.